This is a messenger RNA of Moneuplotes crassus, 1373 nucleotides long. NCBI's taxonomy places the organism in Eukaryota, Ciliophora, Spirotrichea, Euplotida, Euplotidae. The record is from the annotation of a GenBank genome assembly.
UUUAAACCUAAGUUAAGCCUAAAAUGGAAAUUGGGAAGGUAGACUUGAGUCAGUUCGAACAGACUUAUGAGCUUAUGGAGGAGGUUAAGCACCAGUUUGGCCCACAGGAGUACUUCUACAUGGGGUAUCUGGCCAGCCAGAAUAGUGAAGGAGAUGAAGAUUUAGAAGCCUUAGAGAACGCUAUCGCAGUAGUGGCAGAUUUAUCCUUCGGAGCCCAGGAACAAGAACUUAGUGAGAAGCAGAAGGCUCUGAUGUACUAUAAUGAAUUCAUCAGACAAAGCCAUCAUGACGAUGACUCAGAGAAAGAAGAAUCAAAAGUAGAGGAGGCUAAAAUGGAAAUUCAGGAUCAGCCUCAUGCUUUAGAAGAUAUCUACCCGAGAGAUCAAUACCCAGAACUAUAUGAAGAAGAGAAAAUCGACCCUCCAGAUGCCUCUGCUGAAGAAGUUCAGCAAGAAGUUAUUGGAGAAUGCAAAAUCUGCCUCAUGGAAAUUGAGUAUCAAGAGGCUUACUCCAUCGAUCAGUGCGGUCAUUUGUUCCACAAAGAUUGUCUAGAAAUGCACCUGACUACUUCAAUUGACCAGAACAAGAUUCCUAUUCAGUGUCCGAUUGAAGACUGCAAUCUAGAGCUUGGGAUGGCCACAUUCAAAGAUCUCCUUGAUGAAAACUACAUUGAAAGAUUUAACUUGUUCUCUUUCAAACUAGGUGUUCAGAAGCAAGCUCAGAACUUCAUCAACUGUCCAAGUGACAACUGAGAAUAUGUCUUCUGUCUGGACGAUGAAGAUGAGAAGGGCUAUUUCCAAUGCCCAAUGUGAACCAAAGAAUAUUGCAUUGAUUGAGAGACCAAAUGGCAUCCAGGCAUGACAUGAGCAAAGAACAAAGAAUUAAAUGGAAGUGAAAAGCUGGACAUUAAUGACAAGAAAGCUAUAGACUUUGCUCUGAAAGAGAAUAUGAAGAGGUGCCCACAAUGCAAGAUCUGGGUAUAUAAGAUCACUGGCUGUAACGCGAUGACCUGCAGAUGAGGAGCAUCCUUUUGAUAUCACUGUGGCAAGCAAUAUAACGAUGCUCAUAAGUGUCAAUGUGAAGGAGGAUAUGGAAGAGUCAGAGAAAGAAGAAGGGUAAGAGCUGCAAGAAGAGGAGGAAAUGGAGGUGGAAGAGAAGUUUUGCCUGGAAGAAUGCCUCCAGCAAGGCCAGCACGAAUCAGACUUAUUCAGUUAGAUCCAGGGAAUAUCCCUGAUCAGAGACCAAGAGGGGAUAAUAGAGGAAGAGUUAUGGCCGGGGUAGCAGUUGUAAGAAGAAAGUAUAAAAAGAAAGUAACUAGACCAGCAAAAACAAAUAUCCAAAGACUUGCCCAACAAUAUAGAAACAUGGAAUAA